AAUAAACUAUUUUUUCUUUUAUUUCAGAUUUAAAUGAAGAAAAUGAGGAGAUUGAAAAAUUGAGUGAAGUUGGGGAGAAAAAUCAUGUCAAAAGUAGAGAAAAACCUUUGAGUUGCUCUCAAACUAAACAGAAAGAUUUAAAGAAAAGCAGAGCCAAGAAAUCAUUCACCUGCACUCAGUGUGGAAAGAGUUUGUCAAGGAAAACGAGUCUUGAUGUUCACAUGAGAGUUCACACGGGAGAGAAACCAUUCACUUGUGAUCAGUGCGGGAAGAGAUUCGCACAUAAAAUCAGUCUUGAUGUUCACAUGAGAGUCCACACCGGAGAGAAACCAUUCACUUGUGAUCAGUGCGGGAAGAGAUUCGCACAUAAAAUCAGUCUUGAUGUUCACAUGAGAGUUCACACCGGAGAGAAACCAUUCACUUGUGAUCAGUGCGGCAAAAGUUUCACACAAUCAUCACACCUUAAGCUACACAUGAUGAUCCACACUGGAGAGAAACCACACACAUGUGAUGAGUGUGGCAAAGGUUUCACACAAUCAUCACACCUUAAGCUACACAUGAUGAUCCACACUAAAGAGAAACCACACACAUGUGAUCACUGCGGCAAAACAUUUAUGACAGCUUCACACCUGGAGGAUCACCUAAGAGUUCAUACAAAGGAGAAACCACAUUCAUGUCAUUUGUGUGGAAAGAGCUUUUCACGUCUACAUCAUUUGAAAGAGCAUCAGAAAAUACAUACUGGUGUGAGAGAGUACAUGUGCUUUGUGUGUGACAAGACUUUUACUACAGCAUACGGUUUAAAACUGCACGAGAGGAUCCACACUGGAGAGAAACCUUAUGUCUGUAUUGAAUGUGGGAAAGUUACUUUUACUACAGCUAAGUAUUUAAAAAAGCACUGGAGGAUUCACACUGGAGAAAAACCUUACAAGUGUUCACAUUGUGACAAGAGAUUCAGCGUGUCAUCAGCUCUGAAAUCACAUGAGAGGAACCACACUGCAGAGAAACCGUAUCACUGCACUGAAUGUGGGAAGUGUUUCAAACAUUCAUCAUUCAUACACAGACAUACAAAAAACAAUCACAGCAAGUAGAUCAUCUUCAGAUCCAGCUCUUUCAGAUCUGAUGCUAUGUUCUCAUCAAAUGUGACACAAUGAUGCAACAAGCAAUAAAAUAUAAUCUGGAAAAAUCUGUCAUUACAAGUAACUUGACAA
This is a messenger RNA of Carassius carassius (crucian carp), 1208 nucleotides long. RefSeq names its product gastrula zinc finger protein XlCGF7.1-like. The record is from RefSeq and is a predicted model, not a curated record. NCBI's taxonomy places the organism in Eukaryota, Metazoa, Chordata, Actinopteri, Cypriniformes, Cyprinidae. Gene Ontology annotation, molecular function: RNA polymerase II cis-regulatory region sequence-specific DNA binding; DNA-binding transcription factor activity, RNA polymerase II-specific. The transcript is spliced from 2 exons. The coding region runs from base 222 to 1088 and encodes 288 amino acids. Gene Ontology annotation, biological process: regulation of DNA-templated transcription.